Molecule: messenger RNA, 1474 nt
Organism: Wasmannia auropunctata (little fire ant)
Lineage: Eukaryota; Metazoa; Arthropoda; Insecta; Hymenoptera; Formicidae
Gene: Cnep1r2
Product: nuclear envelope phosphatase-regulatory subunit 1
Exons: 4
Coding region: 124-546 (140 amino acids)
Cellular component (GO): cytoplasm; Nem1-Spo7 phosphatase complex
Source: RefSeq, a predicted model, not a curated record
GGCGCUGUCGCGUACCUUUAUCUUCUUCGCACGCGAUGGUCGCGAUGCAGUGUUUAUCCAUCAAUUACUGUCAACCAUCCAAAUCACCGUAGAUAGAGAUUUUCUCUGAUUUCUCGGGCACAGAUGCACAUCUUGUUUCAAAAUAUAAAAGUUAUGUCGUUGGAUCAGACAGUAUGCGAAGAUUUGAAAGCUUUCGAAAGGCGACUCACUGAAGUUAUUGCCAGCCUGCAACCGGCCACCACGCGAUGGAGAAUGUUGCUGGGAUUAAUGUCUAUUUGCACCGCCAUUGGUGCUUGGCACUGGUUGACGGAUCCCAACACAUCAGCAGUAUCCUUCACGCAGAGCUUAUACAAUCAUCCAUUCUUCACAAUGGCUAGUAUAAUAUUAGUGAUAUUAUUUAUGAUGGGAGUGCAUAGACGAGUGAUAGCGCCCAGUAUUAUAACGCAGCGGGCCAGGAGCGUGCUCGGCGACUUCAACAUGAGCUGCGACGACACUGGAAAGUUGAUUCUGAAGCCCACGAGACCUCCACAUCCUCACGAGACUUAAGAGUGUUCGCGAUAGUAAUUAUGAAUGUGGCGUGUGUACUAUUUUUUUUUUCGUGCGCUACAAGAUUGUCUAAAAUUGUAUGACGAGACGAGAAUUUAGAGCUGUAUAUUUUAAGCCUCAUGAGUUCUAGUGAAUUAUGCAUCUGUAGUGAAUGUUAUGCGUGAUCUCUCUUAGAGUGCAUAUAAAAUUUAUAUAUGUGAACACAAUAUACAAUACGCCCGAUUAUGUGUGAAAUCUUGGAAUCACAAUUUUUGCUUUCAAAGAACUUGAAUGAGCGCCACUUCCUACUUGAUUAUUUCUCCUGGUACUCGUACGAUCCGGAAGGAAGCUCAAUAAAGUAGCCAGGAGAUCGUAAUCGAGUAAGAGAUCGGCAUCAGUUGCGAGUUCUGCGAUUUCGAAAAUUUAUCUGUGGCUUCGAGUCGCGCAAGUUGACAUUUAAAAAAAAUUAAAACAAAAAGCCUCAAGAGAGAGAGAUCACAAAUGGAUCGAGAGAUCAGACGAGAGACAGUAAACCGAAGAAAUGGUAAUUGAAGUAACUUGCGAUUCCAAAGGCGCCAAUGUAUAUAACGAUCAAAACAUUUAUUCGUCGUAAUUUUCGCAUAUUACAAUCUUCUCUUCCGAUUUCAGCAUAUGCACAGUCACGCAAUGUCUUUUUUAAAAUAGUCACAUGUACAACAUUAUAAUCUAUACGGACCACCCGUUCGUUCACAGUCAGAUAUUCGCAAGGAGUGUGUCAGUCCUGAAAUCGUACUAGACUACAGUAUGUAAUAUAUACAGUGAUGAUUACACGCGACCACUCGGAGCGCUGUCUCCAUUAUGUAUCUGCCGGUGGACAAUGAUUGGCGUAUUUUGAGAAAAUAUCUUGUAAGACGUAACAAUUGUACAGAGGUUCAAUGCACAAAGUAAACACCGUCAUUUUUUUCAAAAA